AUGGAGGAUGACGAAGAGACAGAUAGGCGUCUGGUGAUGGAGCAGCGGCUGGUGGCUACGUGCUGGUUGUGUCUCCUGCUCUUUGCCUUGCUGUGUGAGCCUGUCCUGUCCAAGGGCGGCCGCGGGGGGGGCAGGGGUUCAUCUCGGGGCUCGUCUCGUAGCAGUGGCCGUUUCCGAAUCAGAACCCAUUCAACAAAGGCCUGGUUCAAGACCAUGCCUGGGCGCUCAUCCCCAGUGCGGGUUGCUAGCGCGGCGGCUGCUGGUGCAGCAGUUGCAUUAACAGCUGAUAGGUUGUACCGCUCAGCCUACCGGUGCAGUCAUGUCAACUCGGAUUAUGAUGGGGAGGAUUACAACAGGACCGUUUGCUACAUGACCAGAGUGUCAGGAUCCAAUCAGAACCAACCGUCACUCUCAUACAUCUCUGUCAUCAUCGUCGCUUCUGUAUUCCCCAGAUAUGUUCACGUAUUAGAGAAUAUACUUUAG
Messenger RNA from Oncorhynchus gorbuscha (pink salmon), 483 nucleotides. RefSeq names its product shadow of prion protein (gene sprn). Lineage: Eukaryota; Metazoa; Chordata; Actinopteri; Salmoniformes; Salmonidae. The transcript has 2 exons. Bases 1 to 483 code for a protein of 160 amino acids. The record is from RefSeq and is a predicted model, not a curated record. Gene Ontology annotation, cellular component: membrane.